Puccinia triticina is the source of this 612-nucleotide messenger RNA. RefSeq lists its product as uncharacterized. Bases 1 to 612 code for a protein of 203 amino acids. NCBI's taxonomy places the organism in Eukaryota, Fungi, Basidiomycota, Pucciniomycetes, Pucciniales, Pucciniaceae. The record is from RefSeq and is a predicted model, not a curated record. The transcript has 2 exons.
AUGUCAAUGUGGCCGGAUUACCCCAACCUAACCAGAAUCAGACACAGUCAGUCCCCGCUUCCCACCAGGUUACUAGGGCACGCAAGUCGACCAGGCUGCAUACUCACAUUUGUCUGUGUUUUGCUGCAUGCCAAUACCUUUGUCCUCACAUCUGAUACCGCUCCACGUAAGCUCUACGCCUUGCUCUCCUCUUCAGCCCUCCACCACCCCUCACCCCCUCGCCUGCAACCUAAACAACCGUCUAGCUCAGCAGGAUCACCCAGCCUGACCUUCCUGCUUACCAGAUUGCCCAAAUCCUGCAUCAAGGAUGGGCCUGACUUCAACGAGCCCCUCGCGUCUGUAGCAAUGCUCCAGCUGACCACCAAGUUGCAGUGUCCGCCCACGAGAAUCAGUGGCUUAAUGACCAGAUUGUCGACACCUUUGUCACCAGCCGGCCACCUGCAGCCCUCCAAGCCCAAGGUCGUCCGGCAGGCCUUUGGCUCCAGUAAAGAUACUGCCAUUGCCCAUUGCUUCACCACCACCAACUCUCCCUCCGAAAAAUCUUGCUCGCCCAGAUGCUUCAGCGACGCGGUGCCCUAUACAAAGUCUCCCCCAAUCAAUCCUCAGCGGUAG